Neltuma alba is the source of this 4059-nucleotide messenger RNA. Its product is annotated as importin-5. The transcript has 20 exons. Lineage: Eukaryota; Viridiplantae; Streptophyta; Magnoliopsida; Fabales; Fabaceae. The coding region runs from base 257 to 3607 and encodes 1116 amino acids. The record is from RefSeq and is a predicted model, not a curated record. Gene Ontology annotation, biological process: protein import into nucleus.
UGCCCUAAAUAAGUCUCUCCUUCCACCUCACCUCUGUCUUUUGCCUUUUUAUCGUCUCUGUAACCUUUUCUUUUCCUUCUCUCUCCCAUCACUCCCACGCCCUCGCUUCCUCACUCACUGUAACUCCCUCUGUGCAUCACUAUAAAACCUUACUUCUCUUCCUUGUAGAGAGCGAGAGAGAGGGAGGCGGGCACAUAGAGAGAGAAAGAGUCUUCAUCAUCAAACCCUAACUCGCUCCCUUGCUGAGUAAGCCGCCAUGAAUUCCGAGUCAACUCAGCUCCAGCAAGCUCAGGUGGCCGCCAUUCUUGGUCCCGAUCUUGGUCCUUUCGAGACCCUGAUAUCACACCUCAUGUCGUCUUCCAACGAACAGCGUUCUCAAGCUGAGCUUCUCUUCAACCUCUGCAAGCAGACCGAUCCUGAUGCUCUUUCCCUCAAACUCGCCCAUCUGCUUCAGUUUUCCCAAAUCCUUGAGGCUCGUGCCAUGUCUGCAAUUCUCCUCCGAAAGCAGCUUACUCGCGAUGAUACUUAUUUAUGGCCUCGUCUUACUCCUUCGACUCAAUCAUCGCUUAAAUCUAUUCUUCUUGCCUGUAUUCAAAUUGACCAGCCUAAAUCUAUUUCCAAGAAAUUAUGCGAUACAAUUUCCGAGCUUGCUUCUGGGAUUCUUCCCGAUAAUGGUUGGCCCGAAUUAUUGCCGUUUAUGUUUCAGUGUGUAUCAUCGGACUCGCCCAGACUGCAGGAAUCUGCGUUUUUGAUCUUUGCCCAGUUGUCCCAGUACAUCGGUGAUUCCCUUACUCCUCACAUCAAGCAUCUACAUGCUGUGUUCUUGCAGUGUUUGACAUCAGCGACGGCCAAUUCUGACGUCAGGAUUGCUGCAUUGAAUGCGGUGAUCAAUUUUAUCCAGUGUCUGUCGAGUUCUACUGAUCGUGAUAGGUUUCAGGAUUUAUUACCUGCAAUGAUGCGCACUUUGACCGAAGCGUUGAAUAGCGGGCAGGAAGCUACGGCCCAGGAGGCACUUGAAUUACUGAUCGAAUUGGCUGGAACAGAGCCCAGAUUCUUGAGGAGGCAGUUGGUCGAUGUAGUCGGGGCAAUGUUGCAGAUAGCAGAGGCAGAAUCAUUGGAAGAAGGGACGAGGCAUUUAGCUGUUGAGUUCGUGAUCACACUUGCAGAAGCCAGGGAGCGAGCGCCGGGGAUGAUGAGGAAGUUGCCACAGUUCAUUAGCAGAUUGUUUGCUAUAUUGAUGAAGAUGCUCUUGGAUAUUGAGGAUGAUCCGGCGUGGCAUACUGCAGAAACUGAAGAUGAGGAUGCUGGUGAAACAAGCAAUUACAGUGUAGGCCAAGAGUGCUUGGAUAGGCUGUCUAUAUCAUUGGGUGGCAAUACCAUCGUUCCUGUUGCCUCUGAACAAUUGCCUGCUUACUUGGCUGCUGCCGAGUGGCAAAAACGUCAUGCUGCAUUGAUUGCGCUGGCUCAAAUAGCGGAGGGUUGUGUAAAGGUUAUGACUAAAAAUCUGGAGCAAGUGGUGGCAAUGGUAUUGAAUUCCUUCCAAGAUCAACACCCCCGUGUGAGGUGGGCUGCUAUUAAUGCAAUUGGGCAAUUGUCUACUGAUUUAGGUCCAGAUUUACAAACCCAAUACCAUCAACGGGUGUUGCCAGCACUAGCUGCUGCUAUGGAUGAUUUUCAUAAUCCUCGUGUACAGGCUCAUGCUGCUUCAGCAGUGCUCAAUUUCAGUGAGAACUGUACUUCUGACAUUUUAACGCCUUACUUGGAUGGAAUAGUUAGCAAACUACUGGUUCUUCUUCAGAAUGGAAAGCAAAUGGUGCAAGAGGGUGCCUUGACUGCUUUGGCAUCAGUGGCAGAUUCAUCCCAGGAGCACUUCCAGAAGUACUAUGAUGCCGUCAUGCCAUACCUGAAGGCUAUAUUGGUUAAUGCAACUGACAAGUCUAAUCGUAUGCUUCGUGCCAAGUCUAUGGAGUGUAUAAGUCUGGUUGGAAUGGCUGUUGGGAAGGAAAAGUUUAGGGAUGAUGCUAAGCAGGUUAUGGAGGUGCUUAUGUCUUUGCAAGUAUCUCAAAUGGAGACUGAUGAUCCUACAACAAGUUACAUGCUUCAGGCAUGGGCUAGACUCUGCAAGUGUCUGGGACAAGAUUUCCUACCUUAUAUGCAGUUUGUCAUGCCCCCAUUACUUCAGUCUGCUUCACUUAAGCCUGAUGUAACCAUUACAUCAGCAGACUCAGACAAUGAUAUUGAUGAUUCUGAUGAUGAAAGUAUGGAGACCAUCACCCUUGGUGACAAAAGAAUUGGAAUCAAAACUAGUGUCCUGGAGGAGAAAGCUACAGCUUGUAACAUGCUGUGUUGCUAUGCUGAUGAGCUGAAGGAAGGAUUCUUUCCAUGGAUUGAUCAGGUUGCAGGAACUUUAGUUCCGCUUCUAAAAUUUUACUUCCAUGAGGAGGUUAGAAAAGCAGCUGUUUCAGCAAUGCCCGAGCUACUGCGUUCUGCAAAGUUAGCCAUAGAGAAAGGACAAUCUCAAGGUCGGGAUGCAUCUUAUUUGAAGUUUUUGACAGACAGUAUUAUCCCAGCUCUGGUGGAAGCAUUGCAUAAGGAACCAGAUACGGAGAUUUGUGCGAGUAUGUUGGACUCAUUAAAUGAGUGCUUACAGAUCUCUGGGAUGCUUUUGAAUGAAAGCCAGGUCAAAUCCGUCGUUGAUGAGAUAAAACAGGUGAUUACAGCAAGUUCAAGCAGAAAGAGAGAGAGAGCAGAGAGGACUAAAGCUGAAGAUUUUGAUGCUGAAGAGGGGGAACUGAUUAAAGAAGAAAAUGAGCAAGAGGAAGAAGUUUUUGACCAAGUGGGCGAGAUAUUGGGAACUUUGAUCAAAACCUUCAAAGCUUCCUUCUUGCCGUUCUUUGAUGAAUUGUCGUCAUAUCUGACACCUAUGUGGGGAAGGGAUAAAACACCAGAAGAGAGGAGGAUUGCGAUUUGCAUCUUUGAUGAUGUGGCAGAACAGUGUCGUGAAGCAGCUCUAAAGUAUUAUGAAACGUAUCUUCCAUUCUUGCUGGAGGCUUGUAAUGAUGACAAUCCUGAUGUCAGACAGGCUGCUGUCUAUGGCCUUGGUGUCUGUGCAGAGUUUGGAGGAUCUGUGUUUAAACCUCUGGUUGGAGAGGCUCUUUCAAGGUUAAAUGCUGUGGUUCAGCAUCCUAAUGCUUUGCAACAGGACAAUGUAAUGGCAUACGACAAUGCUGUUUCUGCCUUGGGAAAAAUUUGUCAAUUUCAUCGUGACAAUAUCGACGCUGCCCAGGUGGUUCCUGCAUGGUUGAACUGUUUGCCAAUAAAGGGUGAUUUAAUUGAGGCCAAAGUUGUGCAUGAUCAGCUUUGUUCAAUGGUUGAGAGAUCUGAUGGGGAUCUUUUGGGUCCAAACAAUCAAUAUCUUCCAAAAAUUGUUGCAGUAUUUGUUGAGGUGUUAUGUGCCGGUAAAGAUCUUGCGACUGAACAAACUGCUGGUCGUAUGAAAAAUCUUCUCAAACAGCUUCAGCAAACUUUACCCUCUGCUCUAGCCGCAACCUUUUCAGCUUUGCAGCCACAGCAACAGCUUGCAUUACAAUCCAUCCUUUCUUCAUAGUAUGUGUCAGCAACUGGGAGUUUACCGAAUCUCUAUUGAAUUGGUUUGGUCUUCUUAAUAUUUAUUCCUCAUUCUUUGCCAUAAGAUGGUUUCCAUCAUUCAUUCUUGCAUGUUUCUUUUCACACCCCUGGCUUCAGUUUUGAGAAUGCAGAGUCAUAAUUGUGAUUGGUAAGGGAAACUUUUAUGCAAAAAUGUGUAUAUUGUAAUUUGUCAAUAGUGAGAUUUGAGUUUGAAAGAUAAGUGUUAGGCAUUUGUGGUGUGAGGAUAUUUGUUCUUUUUCCCCUUGUUUUUGCAUUUUACCAAAUGGGUGGUGAGAAUACAGGAUUGUCUUGAGGCAAUUCUGGCAGUUUUGGCCUAUUGUUUCUUCAUGUCAGACAUGGAAUGGAAUGUAUUGUAUUAAAUAUUCAAUCUGUUGAUCUAUCAAGGUUUUACUAUUUAUUUUAUUUUAUUUA